AACUAAACAAACAUGGCGGAAGGAGAAGUAGAGGAAAACAGAGGCGUUAGCCAGUUAACUGUUGUUUCAGGUAACGUGUCUGUUACUGAGUCACUUGAAAAUGACAGCUUACAGAACACACAAGACCUGAAAAGCGUCCUCGUUACCAGCGUGUUAAACCUGGAGAAGUUAGACGUUGACCUGUACAGGGGAACACAUCACUGGGUGCCCCGAACCCAGCGUUUGUUUGGAGGACAGAUAAUCGGUCAAGCUCUGGUUGCUGCAGCCAAAUCUGUCGGUGACAAUCUUUACGCCCACUCCCUCCACUGCUACUUUGUACGAGCAGGGGACCCCAAAGUUCCAGUUCUGUACCAGGUGGACCGCACAAGAGAUGGUCGCAGUUUCACAGUGCGCUCUGUGAAGGCCAUCCAGCAUGGACAACCUAUACUGAUCUGCCAAGCAUCCUUCCAAGUGCAGCAGCCGAGCCCCCUGCAGCACCAGUUCACCAUGCCCGUGGUCCCCCAGCCUGAGGACUUGCUCACUGUGGAGGAGCUCAUCCACCUUUAUCUCAAUAAAUCUGACCUGACAGAGCGGGCAAAAGAAGGCCUUAACAAACUUCUGGCUAAUGAGGUUCCCAUUGAGAUAAAGCCUGUUAACCCUUCACACUUCUACAGACUGACUCCAGGAGAACCAAGACGGUUGUUUUGGGGGCGAGCACGAGGACAUAUUGGUGAUGGUAACAUGAAGCUGCACUGCUGCGUCGCUGCCUACGUAUCAGACUUUGCUCUCCUGGGCACCAUCCUGCUGCCGUACUCCAAAUACAAAGCCCGCUUCUCCGCCUCUCUGGACCACGCCAUGUGGUUCCACAACCCUUUCCGCAGUGAUGAGUGGAUGCUGUAUGAGUGUGAAAGCCCAUGGGCAGGGAGCAGUAGGGGACUAGUACAAGGCCGACUGUGGAGAAGAGAUGGCGUGCUGGCUGCGUCGUGUUCCCAGGAGGGGGUCCUGAGAGUAAAAUCAGCCACAGAGACCAGCAAACUAUAGGAACAUUCCACAGGAAGAUCUAUCAUGAGGUUUAAUAAUAUAAUAAUAAUAAUAUUAUUAUUGUUGUAUACAUUUUCUUCAUGGAGUCCCUUUAACAACACUCAGAAUAAUUUAACACAAAUAAAGGUGUCAAAUAUUUUUAUUUGAAUAUUAGUAUUUGAAUUUUAAACAUCAAUACCAAUAAAUGUCAAUGUAAAUUCAGAUUUUUAACAUUCAUAGGAAGCAUCCUUUUUUUCCCUCAUCUUUUCAAUGAAUGAAUGUUAAAUGUCAGUGCUGCACCAUGUGGUGUACUCAAAGUUUAAAUGGCUCUAUUUUUGCAUUCCUACUGAAAUCUAACAGUAAUUGAUUUUGAAAGACGUGGCUGUAAUUUAUGUAACUUUGAUUAAAUUAAACAUUAAAUUAA
Melanotaenia boesemani (Boeseman's rainbowfish) is the source of this 1423-nucleotide messenger RNA. It is a transcript of the gene acot8, whose product is annotated as acyl-CoA thioesterase 8. NCBI's taxonomy places the organism in Eukaryota, Metazoa, Chordata, Actinopteri, Atheriniformes, Melanotaeniidae. Gene Ontology annotation, molecular function: fatty acyl-CoA hydrolase activity. The record is from RefSeq and is a predicted model, not a curated record. Gene Ontology annotation, cellular component: peroxisomal matrix. The transcript has 6 exons. Gene Ontology annotation, biological process: fatty acid catabolic process; acyl-CoA metabolic process. The coding region runs from base 13 to 1020 and encodes 335 amino acids.